AUGGCCGAACAAACAUCAUAUCAAUGGACUUCAAAAGAUAUUCAAAAUGAAUUGUUAGAAAUUAUGUCGCACAGCGUUCUCAGAUCUGUUAUCAGUGAUAAACAUCUGAGAAAAUAUAAUGUCUUAAUUUUAGACAAAAUUUGUGACAUUGCAAUUAAAGAACAAGUCAGCAUUUGCUUAAGAGUUGUUGAUAAUGAAUUUAUUUCACAAGAAUAUUUUUUAGGAUUUUAUAACACGGACGCCACAGAUGCUGGUACAUUGUUCAAAAUUUUGAAGGAUGUUUUACUAAGGUCAAUUUUUAUAUCAGAGAUUGCCGAGGACAAUGUUAUUACGUUUCUGGAAUUCACAAUGGAGUACAGAUUAAAGUUUGCCACGGUAGCGAAAUCGUCCGAAGCGUUUACUGAUGAGAUCGUAGGUGCCGCUAUUUCUUCACUUGAAGCUAAAUUCAAUUCUGAUGGUUUCAAAAAACUUGCCUAUUUGGAAUCAAAAAUUUUACAUACAGCGACAAUUGACCUCAGUCAUUUAAAUUGUGUUGCUGAAUUAUAUCCAGAGUUAUCUGGUUACCACAAUUUGCUGAUGCAUUACAAAAUAUUUGCUUCUCUUGCUGAAUCAAGUACCUCUGCGGAAUGGGCUUUGAGUAUGCUAAAACUUUUUAUCUAA
Helobdella robusta is the source of this 660-nucleotide messenger RNA. RefSeq lists its product as hypothetical. The transcript is spliced from 4 exons. NCBI's taxonomy places the organism in Eukaryota, Metazoa, Annelida, Clitellata, Rhynchobdellida, Glossiphoniidae. The record is from RefSeq and is a predicted model, not a curated record. Bases 1 to 660 code for a protein of 219 amino acids.